Symsagittifera roscoffensis is the source of this 2533-nucleotide messenger RNA. RefSeq lists its product as uncharacterized. NCBI's taxonomy places the organism in Eukaryota, Metazoa, Xenacoelomorpha, Acoela, Convolutidae. The transcript is spliced from 2 exons. The record is from RefSeq and is a predicted model, not a curated record. Bases 1532 to 2452 code for a protein of 306 amino acids.
GUUGCGGAAUCCGCUUACAAUGCACAAAAUGCACAGUUUGGCCUCGUAAUGUUUCGAAUUGUUUUUAAAAGUUUUGACGUAAAAUUUUGAAAAUCACCCAUAUGACGAAUUUGGGAUAAUUAACGCGCAAUAUGUUGAAAUGAGGCAAACAAUUUAGUCUGGUUAAUAAGCUACUAGAAUCGAAAUAUAUCAUCUUCUACUUGAUAUAGCUUUUGGGGGGAUAAAUGGAAAAAGUUGCGAAUAAUUUUAUUUUAUUUUACUGAGCAUUUCAUCUGUUUGCCUAACGAAAGUCUUCUCAUCAGCCUGUCAGAACAUUACGGUAUCGGGCUCUUACGAGCAAUUUUGUAGUUUUUGUGUUCGAACGACGAUAAGGUGUUUUUUAUGGGGUUACAAUAUUGUAAUUCAAACCCGUUUUUUUGCUGGCGUGAAGUUGAGCUCGAUGAAAUAGUUAUUUAGGUAAAAUGGUUAGUUAAUUGUUGUGAAAUUUGUUUUUAUCUUUAACUGUUUGUUAUCCUAUCAGCAAAGUCUGAAGUAAAUUAUUAGAUAAGAAAUUUUGAGAGAAAAGCGUGAAAAAUGUUUAAUUUCAUCUGUUCAAAAUUGAAGUUGCAACUAUUUUGUCCGAUGACUGUUUGUGUUUCUCCUCAGAAGGUUCCUAAAAAAAUGGCUUUUGUUGCGCUUUGUUGUUCACGCUGCUAUUCUUUGCAAACAAUCUUGUUUGAAAUCAUAAUUUUUUGGUGAAAAUUUGAAAAAUAUUGGGAGCCACUCACGAGAGAAAAGGCUAACAUAUGGGCUGUUACUCUUUUUCAGGGAGAACCGCCCUUUUUAUCCUGACCUUUAUGCAAUUUUGGAUAUUUUUUGGGAUGGAAAUGUUGCGCUUGAUGCAACCCUUGAUGCGCUUGAUGCAACCUCUUUUUCAGGGAGAACCGCCCUUUUUAUCCUGACCUUUAUGCAAUUUUGGAUAUUUUUUGGGAUGGAAAUGUUGCGCUUGAUGCAACCCUGCGGCAAAUAUUUAGCGAUGCUACUCCAUCUUAGCGGUCGAAUUUAAAAUGGUCGAUAUAUAGAUUCAAUUAGUUUCUGGACCAUUCUUAAUGGGGAAAGGGAGCAAGUAAAAGAAAAUAAGUAAUCAGAGCGCAUUCCAACAUAUUUUCUAAACAUUUCUCAGAUCCCGAGAAAAUUUGAGGAAAAUUAACAUGCGGAUGAUCAGUUUUGGCAAAGUAAAAUUUCUCUAGAGGUUCAAAAUGGAACUCCAGUAGCAGUUUUGGUCCAGCUAUAAAAAAGUGAUAAUAGUUUUUUAAACGUAUUUGAAAAUCUUACAUCUGCCCUUGUAUUGCAUACAUGCCUAUCUAUUGUCCGAUUAGACUAGUCUUAUUCAAGAAAUCAGUUAUGCUCUAUCAGAUAUUUCUUUUCUCAAAGUAAUUGGAACUAGCUCCUCUUUUUCAGGCCACUCUACGUGCCCCAAAUUCCAUCACGCUUUAAUCUGACUCAGAGGGGGGACAAAUCACGACCAGAAGACAAUAAUGGGGGAGGGGGGAUGAACUCCCUUCCAACUUCACUCUUAUCUCGUUCACACCAUUCCCUUUCGGCUCACCAUUCUCGCAACUCAAUAGCCGAGAGGAACCGGCUCACUGCCAAUAACCCAAACACGAGCGACGACUCUGAGUUGGGGACCAAUCAGAAUCAAGCUGCGAACAAUCGGUUCAGUCGACAUGCUUUUGACAAGAAUUCUUCCGACCAGCCAGCGAAAGACUCUUUACGCCAUAGAAGCAUCCCAGAAAUAGACUCCAAUAGUAAUUUACUGAAGGUUCCGAAUUACAUGUUGCCGAAACCUCGAAAUUCGGAUCUGAAUGCCCCGAAAACAAUCCCGAUUAUAUCAGCCGACAGUAAUCUAAUCAAACAUACUGCAGCGUCUAAGAGCAAGUCGUCUCUGGUAGACAUCGACCAAUCAGGAUCAGGCUUGGGCGAAGCUUGGGGUAAAAUGAAAAUGACCCCGGGCCAAUCAUUACAACCUAACGUCCCCCCUCCGCCGCCGCACGCCAUUGCGCGGGAAAAACCGACAACAAUCCCGCCCAAAUUAACCCCUCACAGUGAAACUACAAGGUCAAAGAAACUACCUGCUUCUCAGCUUUACCCUUCUGUCAUUCCGCUCUGUUGGACUAACCCGGAAAAUCAUAACACAACUAACUAUCAUAAUACAGUUGCUACUUCAGUCUCUAUUUUGACCCAUGUGAUUGGUCCAGAAUUAGCCAAUCAGCAGACAGAACGGCGACGCAUAGUGCUUAACUACGGUAAUGCCCUUCAUUGCUCCACGAAAAUGCCCUCAAUACGGACUACAAUUUUGCAGAGGGAAAAAUACCGGGCCGAAGUAGAAGGCAACAGGUCGAAAACACGGAAAAAGGGCUGGAAAAAGUCAGAAAACCCGUUCGAAGUUCAAUGUUACAACCAGAAUCUGUAACGAGAAUGUCCAAACUAAUUAAAUUGUUUUACUGUUUGUAUCCAAAUUAGCUAUUUGCCUGCCAGUAGCUUUAUUUAUUUU